UGUCUGGGCCCGUAUCGCCGCUGCUCAGUGGCGUGAAUAUGAGGCUGGUCAGGCGGAGCACCAAUGUAGUAGAGACACCACACUUGAGCACCACGGUGUCGCAGUGGCGUCGCCACACUUAUUUCCUAUAUAGCUGCCGAUGUUUUCGUCGUCGCAGUCGCUGCAACGUCGCUGCUGCCGCAAACGUGUGCACAGUCAUAGCGCGUACAAAGGCGCAGAUAUUACCAAUUACACGAAUUUUUAUACUCUUUUAAAAAUUUCGUUUUAUUAUAAUAUUUAUUAUCGUAGAGCGCAGUAGUGUCUGCGGAGCGUUUAGUGUUUUGUGUUUGCGCUGCCUGUGUAUACCCGACGAACAGAAGCGUAGCCAAGCGUAUACAAAAAUAUCAGCUAACCAACGAUUCCAAGUCGAUUUCAAAGUGUACGAGCGAGUGCCGUGAAAGCGAAAUUUCGCGUCUUAUUGUCUUUUAACUGUUUGUGAUUAUUACUUCAAUACGAGCGACAAUCGUCAAACGCCAUACGCCAUUCGCCAUACACCAUAUAUCUGUUCUAUCGACACGGCCAAUAGGCAAGAUUGUCAUUCCAUUAAAUACGAAAACACUGAAACUUGUGCAUCGAAAUAUAAACAAAAACAACACACCUUUGAAGAAUAAAUACAAAAAAUAAUAAUAAAUUUGUUGCAAACAAAAGGAUUAUAAAUUGAUCAAAGGAAUGAUUGAAUGAUAAAUAUUUAAAGUUUAAAAUACUUUACUAAAUAGAAAAUUGCGUGAUCAAAAGGCAUACAUACACAUAAGCCUCCAUAAAAAGUCAACAAACUCAUCAAGAAUUUUUAAAAGAACUCAUAUCGAGUCACGAAAUUCAAUAGCAAACGAGAUCGCUGCAUUGAACGAUCAAUAAACAUAAACAAAUUUUGAGACCAGAGGCUCGAGGCUACAAAAGAAUGUGCAAUGUCAAAAUUUGUUUUCGAUAGUAUGCUACCGAAGUAUCCACAGUUUCAGCCAUUUAUCAGUUCACAUUUAACUUCAACGUCACAAAAUUCGUCAUCAGCAGCUGUUGCCGCCGCCCUAGCCGCCGCCGCAGCCUCUUCCACAUCGUCCGUCAACAGCCUUAGCAGUGGCCUCAGUAACAAUAACGGCAUUAGCACCAGCAAUCACAAUAACGGCAAUCACAUAUCUUCUGUUGCCGUCCAUUCCUCGUCACUGUCGCCCUCGUCAUCCGGCGUAAACAUCAACAGCAGCCAUUUGAAUCAAUCGUCCAACUCACCAGUCUCCUCGUCCUCCCCAUCAUCCACCACAUUUGGAGCGCUUACGCCACAGCAACAACACCAGCAAUUGCACCACCACCACUACCAGCAGCAACAGCAACAGCAGCAGCAUCACAGCCAAUACUCACUGUCAGCGGCAUUACAAUUGCAACAGCAACAACAACAGUUGCACAUCAACAAACUUGCCGCCGCCGCUGCAGCAGUCAGUUCUCAAAGCGGAAACGGUCUAGGCCAUAGCCACAGCGUCCAGCAUCAACAGCAAUUGUCACAACAACAACAACUCUUGCUCACACCACCUUCCGGAACUAAUUCGCAGACAGGCGACAGCAGUUGCUCACCCACGCCGUCGGCCACAUCUUCCUCGCUGCAUCGCAGCAUCAACGACCACUCACCCAACUCCGCAUCAGCCGCCGCCGCUGCCGCGUCCGCAGCAGCCGCCAGCACAGUUGCCGCAGCAGCAGCCGCAGCCGCCGCUGCCUCUUCAUUUGCCAUACCCACCAGCAAAAUGUAUCCAUACGUGUCAAAUCAUCCCACAUCGCAUGGCAUCUCAGGCAUGCCCGGAUUUUCCGGACUGGAGGACAAAUCAUGCAGGUACACAGACAGUAUCAUGAACAGUUAUCAGUCAAUGAGCGCGCCUGCCUCUGCGUCCAGUUUUGCGCAAUUCUACCAGCAUGCCGCUGCUGCAACGGCCGCCUCUGCAGGUGCCGUUGGAGUGGACUCACUCGGAAAUGCAUGUACGCAGCCAUCAUCGGGCGUUUUGUCCACCGGAGGAGCCGGUCAAAGUAUUGCUGAUUUGCCAAGAUACCCAUGGAUGACAUUAACAGAUUGGAUGGGAAGCCCCUUUGAGCGAGUCGUCUGCGCAGAUUUUAAUGGUCCUAAUGGUUGUCCGCGCCGGCGCGGUCGUCAAACUUACACACGCUUCCAAACUCUUGAAUUGGAGAAAGAGUUCCACUUCAAUCACUACUUAACACGCCGGCGAAGAAUCGAAAUAGCUCAUGCGCUUUGUCUCACUGAACGUCAGAUAAAGAUCUGGUUCCAGAAUCGGCGAAUGAAGUUGAAGAAGGAACUACGCGCAGUCAAAGAAAUUAACGAACAGGUACAUGAUAGUGCUUCAUUCAUUAGCUUUUCGGACGAUAUAUCUAUCGCUGUAACUGCAAAAACGCUCACGGAAGUGGUAAGCAUUGCGGAACAUGCGAUAUCAGCGGCCCAGGAAUGGCUAAGCGCGAAGAAUCUAAAGCUGGCUGCGCAUAAGACGGAAGCCGUACUCAUCAGCAGCCGUAAGAAGGUAGAAAAGGUGGUGCUUAAAGUUGGCGACAGUAUCAUAGAGUCCAAGCCAUAUAACGGUAUCGGAAGACGCGGCACUCAUCAUAGCUGGCCUGUGCCCACUCGACCUGCUAGCUCAGGAGAUAUGUUGAGCGAGAACCGCGAAACACAACCAACAUCAUGUGAGCGCGUACAGAUCAACAGCAAAGCAACGCAGCAUAGCCCAGUGGCAGACACGAUGGGACAGCGCAGCAAAGGGCAGGUGGACCCAUCGACUCAUCCCUAG
Messenger RNA from Rhagoletis pomonella (apple maggot), 2810 nucleotides. RefSeq names its product homeobox protein abdominal-A-like. The transcript has 8 exons. The coding region runs from base 945 to 2810 and encodes 621 amino acids. Gene Ontology annotation, cellular component: nucleus. Lineage: Eukaryota; Metazoa; Arthropoda; Insecta; Diptera; Tephritidae. Gene Ontology annotation, molecular function: RNA polymerase II cis-regulatory region sequence-specific DNA binding; DNA-binding transcription factor activity, RNA polymerase II-specific. Gene Ontology annotation, biological process: anterior/posterior pattern specification; negative regulation of transcription by RNA polymerase II. The record is from RefSeq and is a predicted model, not a curated record.